UUCUGGGUUCUCUAUUCUGUUCCAUUGGUCUGUAUGUCUGUUUUUGUGUCAGUACCAUGCUGUCUUUGUGAUCACAGCUUUGUAGUAUAGCUUGAAAUCAGGCAAUGUGAUGCCCCCAGCAUUCUCAUAUAUUCUUGAACAAAACCCUCUCCUCUAUCUGAGCAUGGGCAACUUUGGGAGAGAGGCAUUUGGAGAGAUGAGGAAGCAAGGAUCACCUUCCUAGCCAAUAAAAUAACUGGUCAACAGGAUGGUGUGAGUCAGAGCCUGAUCUCCUUCACAUCCAGGUGUUUUUAUGCGCAUACGGUACUGAGAAUACAGUGCAUAGCUCAUGCGUUAGCACAUUGUUUGGACCAUCAGUACAAAACAAACGGUGUCUGCAAUGUCCAUAGGAGCUUUCAUCUCUUCUGGGUGGGGAGCAAAGACUACAUGAAGCUCCAGCUAACCACUUAGGACAACCAGUUUCUCUGAGUGGAAACGCAGUUAAGUUCACGGCUGAGUGGUCCCUAGUGUAUGGGCAAAAGUUUCCAAAGAGAUGAAACUUGAAGCAGAACCUACAAGAAUGUUUAUUAUUAACUUCACCUCCACUAUUUCCUGCUUCUUACCAUUAGUGGAUCCUAGCAGCUGGUUUUGCUGUCUUAGAAUAGAGAAUACUUAUGGAGAGCUUAAUAAUACGAACUCUGAUGUUUUGUGCGUUUCUGCUUGAAAGUUAACUUCUCUGAAUUCCAAAGAUCCUAAUAAUAGAAAACUGUUAACUUCUCUUUGAGCAAGUGUAGCUGUCCUGUUCUCCUGACAGUUUUUCUUCUUCCCCAGUUAGAUUAUAAAUACAUGGGAGCCUGGGACCAUGUGUUUCUUAUCCUUACUUUGUAAUUCCCUAUGGAUAAGACUGGCCCCGCUUCGUACAUUGUAAUCUAAUCACUUACUAAGAGGUCUCUGUAUUUGCUGAAGGUGAUGGAUUAGCCUUUCAAGCGCCCCAGCCCCAGCAGUGCCGGUUGUCUUGGGCAUUCCCAUCACCUGCCUUCUUCUGAUCUCUAUUUCUCUUCCAACCAACUACGCUCCUGCUUUUUUUCGUUGAUCACCCCAUUUCCAUAGCAUAUUAAAUAUACUUUUACGGAGAUGUCAAGACUCCCCUUAAGAAUCUGGGCUUUUAUUUGUGACAGCACAUAUGCAUUAACAGGAGAUAGGCAUGUGGGCAGAUGAUAUCUGACCGAGUACAGAGAAAGCCUUAAUCGAGAGCACCCAAGUUAAUUUUAAAACCCACCUUUUUAAUUUAGUAAAUGUGUUUAGCUACUGUUUUAACUCGGUAAAUGUAAUCUUUCCUCAAAUUCAGUUGAAUUCACUUUUUUCCAAUUCACUAAAAAUAUUUUUAUUCAGCUAUUGUUUUUAGACAACUGAUGAACGUUUCUCUGUGGUUCUCUUUUGCAAAUGGACUGGUUUCAAUAUGUGGACCUUAAUUUAUUUAAUCGCUCUCUUUUAUUCUUUGUGAUCCGCCUUUCUAUCUGUUUGGCAGAUACUGGUUGCUUUGUAGUUUUGAAAAAAAAAUAGCAUGUAAGUAUACCUGGAAAGAACAGAUACCAGCAAAAUUAUUCUUAGGUGAAAUUUUGUAACUUGUAAACUGUUUUUCAUAGACUAUCAUCUUGAAACCUACUUCAAAGCAAACAUGGAAGUCUUUUCACCAUCAAUGCUACACAGAUUCAUUUAUUUAAUAUUAGACAAAUACUGAUUAACUUCCUGCUCCGUGCCAGAUAUAGUUCCAGGUGGUGAGGAUCUAGCAUUGAACCAGACAGACAAGAACCUUGCUCUUUGCCACCACACGUCCUAGCCGGGGCCGCAGCAGAGAUGCAGACAACAGUCACAUAUGCAGCCUGUCCAGGUGGCAGCUGACUUCCCAAUUCUUUUUCCCUUUACCAGUACUUCAAAGCCACAUCUAUAACCUUGUUACCUAUAGUGUUGUGUUGUAUCUAGUCUCACAGGACUACUACCUCCAUCUAGUAAGAGCUGUUUAAGGGCCUUGUUCUAGUAUGGGAGAGAAAGAAUGGAAGGGCUUCUGGCAGAGUCAAGUUGCUUGUUAAGCUGAAACUAAACGUGCUGUACUUUCAGAAUUGUAAAGGUGAGAAUUCAUUCACUCAUUCAGCAAACAUUUGUUGAACCAUAUAUCAGUCAGGGUUCUUUUAUGUUCCAGGCUUUAUAGCAUCUACGUGUCCUUAAGUACCUCAUACUCUAGAUGGAGGGAGAGAGACAUAAAAUAAAUAAUUACUGAUAAAUGUUACAAUAAAAACAUAUAUCAAGUACAAGGGGAGCACCACAAAAGCAGAGGGGUAGGUUUCACCAUAAGGUCGCUUCUAAACUGCAUCUUACAGGUGGCUGGAAAUAGAGCAUGCUUCUUUUUAAUCAGGGAAUGUUUACUGAACACCUUCUGUAAGCCAAGCACAGUUGUAGGCACCAUAGACACAGCAGUGACCUGGACAAAGUCCUGCUCUCUUUGCAGCAGAGAAACAUACAAUAAGCAUAUAGACAAAUAAUUAUAUAUUAAUAUAUAUAUGUUAAUAACCACAAAACAAAGCUUAAUAAAGGGAACAGAGCAUGACAAGGGAUACUGUUUUAGAUCAGAUAGUUAGAGAAGGCCUCUCUAAUGAGAUGACAUUUGAUUAGAAUCCUGAAUGAAUGAGAGAAUGAGACCAAAAAGCAAAGGGAAGCCAUUUCAGACAGAGGGACCAGCAUGACUAAAGGCAUAAUAAUCAUGAAAAGCAUGGCCUCUUCAGUGCAAAGUGAGAUAUUCUCACCAAGCAUGGAGUAUGACAGGGUACAGGGAUUUGGGGAGAGUGUGGUAGAUGAGGCUGGGAAAGAAGGGAAGAAGGGAGGUGGGAGGAAGAAAUGGGAAAGGUCAAGAACUGUUUCUAGGUCUAAACUUGGGUGACUGAAUGGCUGAUAAUGCCAUUAACCAGCUCAGGGAGCCCUGGAGGAGAGGCAGGUUUAGGAACGCAAAUAAUGAAUUUGAUUUGGGGCAGUGGGAAAUACAGAACUGGAUAUUAGAAGUCAGGGCUAAAAUACAGAUUUGGCUGUUACCAGCAUUUCCUGGAAAUUUAAAAAGAAGGAGCAAGAAGAGUAGUCAACAUUGUCAGAUACUACAGAGAAGUUUAAUAGGAUGAGAAUUUUUAAAAGGCCAUCAGAUUUGACAUUUGGAAGGUUGGCAAUGACUUCAAGAAGACCAAUUUCAGUAGAUGUGGGUAGGGCAAAGCCACAUCAUGGUUUAGUUGGAAAAUGAAGGGGUAAGAGGCUGGGAUUGUCUGGCCGAGAUCACUGUCUUCCCCACUUCCCAAAGCCUUCCCUGGAAGCUUUGAACCUAAGGUCAGAUCUUCUCCCACUCCCUCCUUAACUUUGUCCACUUAAGGCCUAGGACUGGAUGCUUGAGCUGUGGAUAUGAUGGAGGGACAAAUAUUCUCAGAUCCUUGGGUCUCUGAUGAGAGAGGGACCAGGGAUAGGGGAGCCUAAUAUUGGUGAAUCACGUAUUGAAGGAAGCAUCUUCGAUGGGGAACAGCAGGUCAGGCCCAUUCUGAGACCUGUCUCCAGAGGGGGAAGAAAGAUGAAACAAAUAGGUCUCUACCGUGUGUGGAGACUACACCAGGAAGCUGAGGUGAGAUGCAGAGCAAACAACUGGAAGGGUUGGGAGUGGCGGAGGAAACGGGACAUAAUUAAUCAAGAAAGCCCUAGUGAGAGAGUACAGUCUGGCAAAGCAAGGGGGUUGGGGGUUGAAGCUGAUAGUGAACUGAUGGGCAUUAGAAGAAAUUUAGGCAGGGAUGCUUAGGUUUCUUAAGGCAGAGGAACUGAAGAUGUGCAAAGGAGAGGCUGUUGGCAGUGUCGUGACCACAAUGAUAGCAGUGAGGGGACAGUUAAUGAACUGAGGGGUAGUCCCAGCAAUGCCUGGCAUAAUAGAUGUUUAAUAAAUAUUUGUGAACCCAGAAGGGGCUGUUCCUCCACAGAUAAGGUGGAGGAAAGGGAUGAGAUACCAGAGUUCUGAAGUGCUGUUAGUAAAUGCCUAGGUUCCUUUCUGGGAGAGGAUGGAGGUGGUGCCUAAGAGAUCCCAGAACCCUUAGAAGUCUAAACCCGAAAGAGACUUGUACCACGGAAGGACGUGGAAGCAUAGACCAGGGUAGGAAACACACUUCUUUAAUUCUGGAGCCGCAAAGGAUUACCCGGAAGUCUACCAGACUUUCCCACCACUGCGCACUCCGGGCCUGUUUCUCUCAACUGCACCUCCAUCUCUGCCCACUGGGGGGCGGGGCUCGAGGGCAAGGCUGGUGGCUGCUCUGAAGCCUCGAGAGCCAUCAGUUUCUACCAGACUCCCUGCUUGGGUGUGGUCUUACCCCAUGGCCCGACACAGGCCCUCAAACUUCUUCCCACUGCCAGACAGUGGUAGGGGCGGGCCCAGAGGGACAGUGCCUGUGCGGGUUGACGCUCCGGUCUGGUUGAGCGUCCAGGCGGCUCCCAGCAUGCUGAUGGUCCUGCCAGGGACCGGUCUGGGGGCCAGCCCAGGCCCUGAAGGGUGGGAGGUGCCCCUGGGUCCACCGCCAUACAAAUUCUACAGCGGGAUGGCACCCUCCAGGCCCAGGGUCGGAGCUGGCGAGGCUGGGCCCCGGUUCCUGGGCCCCUCGGAGGGCGCCUUCCAGAGGCCCUACAUUGCCCUGCGGAGCUCCCCGACUUUGGUGCUGCCAGAGGACGUCUCGGCUGUAGAGAAAGAGGUGGAGCAGCUGUCCAAGGAGCUGAGGCAAAAGAGGAUGGCCCUGGGAUACUCGCAGGCCGACGUGGGAUUCGCCAUGGGGGCUCUUUUUGGAAAGGUGCUUGGCCAGACAACCAUCUGCCGCUUCGAGUCCCGGCAGCUCAGCCUCGCCAACAUGUGGAAGUUGCGACCGCUGCUGAAAAUGUGGCUGGAGGAAGUAGACAGCAAGAACUUUCUGGGCUUAUGCAAAAUGGAGAUGAUCCUGCAGCAGGCUCGGAAACAGAGACGGGCAAGCAGGGAGAGUCGCAUUCGAAACAAUCUGGAGCAACUCUUCUUGCAGUGCCCGAAGCCCACACCCCAGCAAAUCAGCUGCAUCGCUGGGCAGCUCCGGCUGCAUAAGGAACUGGUCCGAGUUUGGUUCUAUAACCGGAGCAAGAUGGGUGGUCAGCCAACCAUUGAUUUCUCCCCACGGGAGGAUGUGGGGGCAGCCGGGCCUCCUUUCCCAGGGGGACCAGUAUGCUUUCCCCUAGCAUCGGGGCUCCAUUUUGGUUCCCCGCGCUAUGAAGAGCCAUACUUUAUACCCAUGUACUCCCCUACUCCUUUCCCUGUGGCAGGGACCCUCCUCUCUGCCCCCGCCACUGCUCCGGGCCACCCUAGGCUUUCAAAAUGAGGGACCCCGCCCUUCUGGGGAGGGUUGAACUGGGGAAAUGGGUCUCUGAGGUUCUUUUCAGGGCUGUUAACAUUAAGAGCUCCAUUCACUGUCUAAAGAAGUUAAGAAUACCUAAGGGAUGAGUUGGGAGUUGUUUAUGAAAUUUGGGGGAGGGAAGUUGAAGUUUGUUAACUCCAUUGUUUUUAUCUAGCAUUGAUUUUAAGGUGCAUUACAAUACAUAUGUGGUUUCGGA
Ailuropoda melanoleuca (giant panda) is the source of this 5616-nucleotide messenger RNA. RefSeq names its product POU domain class 5, transcription factor 2 (gene POU5F2). Gene Ontology annotation, biological process: regulation of transcription by RNA polymerase II. Gene Ontology annotation, molecular function: DNA-binding transcription factor activity, RNA polymerase II-specific; RNA polymerase II cis-regulatory region sequence-specific DNA binding. The record is from RefSeq and is a predicted model, not a curated record. The coding region runs from base 4365 to 5384 and encodes 339 amino acids. The transcript has a single exon. NCBI's taxonomy places the organism in Eukaryota, Metazoa, Chordata, Mammalia, Carnivora, Ursidae.